Messenger RNA from Lampris incognitus (smalleye Pacific opah), 5016 nucleotides. RefSeq names its product fms related receptor tyrosine kinase 4 (gene flt4). Gene Ontology annotation, biological process: protein phosphorylation; positive regulation of kinase activity; multicellular organism development. Gene Ontology annotation, molecular function: ATP binding; transmembrane receptor protein tyrosine kinase activity. Bases 51 to 4265 code for a protein of 1404 amino acids. The transcript has 30 exons. Lineage: Eukaryota; Metazoa; Chordata; Actinopteri; Lampriformes; Lampridae. Gene Ontology annotation, cellular component: signaling receptor complex. The record is from RefSeq and is a predicted model, not a curated record.
CAACGUUUUGUGAAAUAUCGGCUGUACCUUCAACGACUGGAGAUCUGGAAAUGAAGACAGAUUUAACAUUUUUCUGUCGGAUUUGGAUUGGGAUUGCAUAUGCCUCAGGUCUGGUGAUUUGCUUUUCUAUGACUCCACCCACCCUUGACAGUCCCAAAGACCAACUAGUGAUUCCAGUCCACGAAACACUGACCAUUACAUGCAGGGGCCAGCGCACCCUGGCCUGGGCCUCGCCUGAUCAACCUCUGGUGGGACAGGAGCUAACCGAUCGUCAGGCCCAGCUACGGCCCACCAGCCCCCCUGGACAGAGGUCUGCCAUAGUGAGGGAGUGCCAGGGGGUGCCUGGCAAACCUUACUGCAAGAGACUAGUUGUUAGCUGGGCACAAGGCAAUGACACUGGCUACUACCGCUGCUACUACAGGGAUGUCAAGGCGGUCAUCGAUGGCACCACUGCCACCAGCAUCUAUGUGUUCAUUAGGGACCCUGGACAGCCUUUCCUCAGGAGAAACGGUCACAGCGAUGGCAGUGGUAAUGGGCUGGAAACCAUUUUCGUCACAAGUUUCUUGACCCAUAUAUUGGUGCCAUGCCUGGUCACUGUCCCCGAUCUCAACGUCACUCUCCAUGCGUAUCCCACUCUUUUAGAAAAUCACGAUGGCUUGAUAUGGGACAACAAGCGGGGCUGGUCCAUUCCCAGACAUGUCUUCGACCGCAUGCCGAUGGUCAUCAGCUUCAUGUGUUCGGCCAUGCUGGGAGACAAAGAGUACCAGUCCACCCACUACCUGAUCCACAACAUAGGAAGUCAGAUUUAUGAUGUCAAGCUGUUUCCUGAAGACCCAGUUGAGCUGAUAGUGGGGGAGGCACUCACCCUAAACUGCACAGCAUCCGUUGAGUUCAACGCAGGCGUGGACAUUAAGUGGUCUUACCCUGGCAAACAGACAAACAGGUUGGUGAACAUUCAUCACCAUCGUGAAGCUUUGUCCCGUGCCACAGAGGCUGUUAGCAUCUUGACCAUCCCUAGCGCCAGUGUCAACGACACAGGACCGUACAUCUGCACCGUCACCAUCAUGGAGACAACACAGCCCCUUGAAACUCAGGUCAUAGUUCAUGAGAAGCCAUUUAUAAGCCUAGACUACAGAUACGGACCAGUGGUUGAGGUAAUUGCUGGCCAGAAAUCUUUCAAACUGCAAGUGAAAGUGUCUGCCUACCCUGCACCAGAAACACAAUGGUAUAAAGAGGGAAAGCCGAUAACCCAGCGUCCAGAGUUCCGGAUAAAAAGGAUGAGGGUGCACCUCAACCAUGCUCUUGAGAUCAAGGAUGUGUGUCAGGACGAUUCUGGGCACUACUCUGUAGUACUGAAGAACAGUGCCGCUGCGCUUGAGAAGCGGCUCAACAUCACCCUUGUUGUCAAUGUUCCCCCCCAGAUCCACGAGAAGGAGGUAGCAGAACCGUCCAACCCUUAUCCCAGCGGCAGCAGCCAGAUGCUAACGUGCACCUCCUACGGACACCCUGCUCCCAACAUCAGCUGGCACUGGAGGGCCUGGGGCCCAUGUGUCCCAAAUAGCCCUCGAAGAAACAUGGUCCGUCGAGACAGGAAGGGCCGGAGUGACGGGACGGCAGACUGUCAGAACUGGCAGGACAUAAACUCAGAGAAUGCUAUUAAUGAGAUUGUGGUUAUCGAGCCCUCCACUGAAGAGGUGGACGGACGACAAAAGAUAGUGAGCAGGCUGCACAUUCGCAAUGCCAGUGUCUCAGUCAUGUACAAGUGUUCUGCUGAGAACAAAGUGGGAAAAGAUGACAGAUUGAUCUACUUUUAUGUCACCACCAUCCCUGAGGGAUUCAGUGUGGAGGUGCAGCCCUCUGUGGAGCCCCUGGAGCAGGAGAAGGUGUCUCUGUGCUGCAGCGCAGACAAUUACACCUAUGAGCAGCUGCAGUGGUACCGGCUGAACCCCCGGGCCCUGCAGGGCGAGCAGGGCAAACCCCAGGAGCUUGAUUGCAGGAGUGUACACCUCUAUGCUGAUGCGCUGGUUGGCCAGCUCUCUUUCCAGGAGCCCUCAAACAGCUGGGUGCUAGAGUUUACCAUCCCCUCAGUCCAGCUUCGGGACGAAGGUCACUAUGUGUGUGAGGCACAGAGCAGGAGGAAUGGAGAGAAACAGUGCCUUUUCAAAUACAUCUCUGUUAAAGCCCUGGAACCACCCCGGUACAAGCGUAGCCCCACCAACCAGACUGUGAAUGUGACGGAGUCUUUGCGAAUGGAAUGUGAUGUGGAGGGCAGACCUCUGCCCCGGCUCUCUUGGUUCAAAGAUAACCAGCCUCUCCAUCAAAUGUCAGGGAUCCAGCUGCAAGAUUCCAAUCGGACACUGAGUAUCCAGCGGGUGAGAGAGGAGGACGCAGGCCUUUAUACCUGCACCGCCUGCAACCAGCGGGGCUGUGUCCACUCCUCAGCCGCCGUCAGAGUCAUUGGUUCAAGCGACAAGGCCAAUGUUGAAAUUGUGAUCCUCAUCGGGACCGGAGUCAUCGCUGUGUUCUUCUGGGCUUUGCUCAUCCUCAUCUUCUGCAAUGUGAAACGGGUGAAUCCAGCAGACAUAAAGACAGGCUAUCUGUCGAUCAUCAUGGACCCAGGAGAGGUGCCUCUGGACGAGCAGUGCGAAUAUCUGCCCUAUGACUCCUCACAGUGGGAAAUCUCCCGAGACAGACUCCGUUUAGGAAAGGUCUUGGGCCAUGGUGCAUUUGGGAAGGUAAUUGAGGCAUCGAUCUUCGGGAUCAGCAAGAACAGCAGCCUGGACACAGUGGCUGUCAAGAUGCUGAAGGAGGGGGCCACAGCCAGUGAGCACAAGGCGUUGAUGUCGGAAUUAAAGAUACUGAUACACAUCGGUAAUCAUCUGAAUGUAGUCAAUCUGCUGGGUGCAUGCACAAAGGCUAACGGUCCAUUGAUGGUGAUAGUGGAGUACUGCAAGUAUGGGAAUCUGUCCAACUACCUCCGAGCUAAGAGAGAGUUCUUUCUGCCGUAUAGGGAUCGCUCGCCCAAGACCCAGAGCCAGGUGAGACGCAUGAUUGAGGCGGGUCAGGUGGACCAAAGAGGCCGUCGCCCACCUUCCCCAUCCAGCACCUCGCUCAGCAACCCCCAGAAUCAGUCGACCAAUCAGAAAAACCCAUCUGCUGCGGAGAAAACGGAGGACUUGUGGAAAACUCCCUUGACAAUAGAAGAUCUAAUCUGCUAUAGUUUCCAGGUGGCUCGUGGGAUGGAGUUCCUGGCCUCGAGGAAGUGUAUCCACAGAGACCUGGCGGCACGGAACAUUCUCCUGUCAGAGAACAACGUUGUGAAGAUCUGUGACUUUGGCCUGGCCAGAGACAUUUACAAAGACCCCGACUAUGUCAGGAAAGGAAACGCUCGUCUGCCUCUGAAGUGGAUGGCUCCGGAGAGUAUCUUUGAUAAGGUCUAUACCAGCCAGAGUGAUGUAUGGUCCUUUGGAGUUCUCCUCUGGGAAAUCUUCUCGCUGGGUGCUUCUCCAUAUCCAGGGGUACAAAUUGAUGAAGACUUCUGUAAAAGGCUGAAGGAGGGCACCAGGAUGAGAGCACCAGAGACUGCCUCCCCUGAAAUAUAUGGGAUCAUGCUGGCCUGCUGGCAGGGCGAGCCCAGGGAGAGACCGACCUUCCCUGCCCUGGUGGAGAUCCUGGGAGACCUACUGCAGGACAACAGCCUCCCGGAUGGGAAGGACUACAUCCCCCUUAACCAGUCCCAGAGCUCAGAAGAUGAUGGCUUCUCUCAGGCCUCGUCACGUCCUCCGUCUGAGGAGGAGCUAAGAAUGGCAUGCAACACUCUGCCCAACAGAUAUUAUAACUGUGUGCCUUUUGCUGGAUGUGUGUUGGUGAGACCAUCGAAAAUGUGCCAUCCCAGAGUCAAAACAUUCGAGCAGUUGCCUCUGGAGAUGCACCCACAGAAAGCUCCCCAAGACAAUCAGACAGACAGUGGGAUGGUUUUGGCCUCCGAAGAAUUUGAGAGAAUCGAACACAGGCAAAGGGGUGCACAGUUGAAAAGUCACUUGAGCAGCAGCAACAGCAGCAGUAUGGAGCAUCUGACGGGCUCCCAUGGCUCCCUCGGUCCAAGCAGCAGCACCGGCAGUUCGAGGCAUCGGCCCGCUUUCUUCAGCCAGCUAUCGGGACAGACCUUCUACAACAAUGAAUACGGACAGCUGUCUGAGGACGGCAUGUGUGACUUCUUCUCUUCUCCAGACGCCACCUGCCUGGCCUCCUCCUCCAACCUGUAAUCCGUCAAAGUUGCAGAGGUCCACAGACAGAGGAGGGUCAAAAAAAAAAAAAAAAAAAAAAAGAUUUUCUGCCAUAGUGGUCAAUUCAGGCCAAGGGAAGUCUGCAGCAGGGUUCCCACCCUUUUUAGGGGGAUUGUUUUCCAUGACUUUUCGCUUGGGUAUAUACACGACAGCCACUGUGCACAGGAGAUCAUAUUAUUCAGUAUUAACCAUAACCGGAAGCUUCAUUACUGUCACACUGCGGUUGAACAGACCGACUGACACACACACACACACACACACCUAGAAUUCAUUCCUCAAACAAUUACCAUUUUGAUCACUCAAUUUUACAUAAAUAUCUUCAUUUACAACAUUAUAUUUCUUACCAAGUCAGGAACAAGAACAACACAUCCUCAAACUUCCAAGCACUCGAUGUGAUGUGCAAAGUAUGCAAUAAAAAUGACUCAAAAUUUAAAAUAAAAAAAAAAAUGAUGGUGAAAAUAUGCAGUUCUCUCGGCGUGCAAAAAAAAUAUAAUUAUAUAUCGUCAUAAUUCUUAAUGACCUCACAAAUAAUUCCCAUUUGAUCAGUUCUAUCAUUUUCCAGGUGUUUUCCCUAACUGGGAAACUACGGUAUCGCAUGGGAACCCUGGUGCAGGCAUUUUUUAGCACAAACACUUUAACCCGUCUUUGUGUAAUGUGAGGGUAACGUGCAGUAAAUUAUGUUGAUACUUGACGCACCCUUUUCCAUCCUUGUGGCCAGAAAUGGCCUCUA